AUGAAUGACUGUAAGCCUCGUGGUGUUCCAGCUGACCCAUUCUCUCAUCUCAUCAAGAAUUCAUCUGCCAACGAGAUCCCAUUUCCGUACCGAGAAGCUGUAGGCUCACUCAUGUUUACCUCCAUCUGCACGCGCCCGGAUAUAUCGUUUGCCGUUAAUCAAGUGGCGCAGUUUUCCAAAAACCCCAACCAGAUUCACUGGGAAGCAGCGAGAAGGAUUAUUGUCUACUUUAUAGGUAGUGCUGACCAAGGGAUCAACUACACUGGAAACGGAGAAAGUAUUCUGACGGCCUACACAGACGUAGACUUCACCGGAGAUGUUAAUGGACGGCGAUCAACCAUGGGCAACAUCUUCUUGAUCAACGGAGGAGCGGUGGCUUUGUCGAGUCAGCGACAGAAAUGUGUAGCUCUGUCAACCACAGAAACCGAGUAUGUCGCGGCGAAUAUGGCCACCGAAGAGAUUGCGUGGCUGAGAAGUCUCCUCAAGGACAUCGGCUGCAAACAAGAUCGUCCCACCAGACUGCUUUGUGACAAUCAGAGCACGAUACGCUUGAUGCGGAACCCAGAGUUUCAUCAGCACACCAAGCAUAUCGACGUCAAAUAUCACUACAUCCGGAACAUGCAAGAAGAGGGAGCAGUGAACGUCACUUACGUGAAGACAACUAGUCAUCUAGCUAAUGGCCUAACAAAAACACCGAAUGAACAAAAAAUUUCCAAAUUUAAAUUCGAUAUGAGUAUGUGUUCCCGUGCUGUAAUCUGA
This is a messenger RNA of Daphnia magna, 759 nucleotides long. RefSeq names its product secreted RxLR effector protein 161-like. The transcript has a single exon. Bases 1 to 759 code for a protein of 252 amino acids. NCBI's taxonomy places the organism in Eukaryota, Metazoa, Arthropoda, Branchiopoda, Diplostraca, Daphniidae. The record is from RefSeq and is a predicted model, not a curated record.